UUUUUUACUAAUCAAGCAGAUGGCGCUUAAAAACCUGGUCACUCUCUGAAAAGCAUGCUCCAAAGCAAUGUUCCUCACCAAUCUCUCAAAACUCAAGAAGCUCUCCGUACCUUUCAAACCCAAACUCUCACCUCUCUCAUUCCUCUCUACGCACCCGGAAAGCCAACCACACCAAGAACUAGCACUGAUCCACCAACAACAAAGCAUUUGCAUAACCAACAGGUCAUACUGGACCAAAAAGAUCCAUGACCUCUGCACCAAACACCACAACGUUGAUGAAGCCCUCCGCCUUCUUGACCAUCUCCGCCUCCGUGGAUACCUCCCGGACUCCCUCAAUCUCAGCAGCAUAAUUCACGGGCUCUGUGAUGCCAACCGCUUCAGUGAAGCCCACCAACGCCUUAUCAUCUUUUUAACCUCCCUUUGUGUCCCUGAUGAGCGUACUUGUAAUGUACUCGUUGCUCGCUUGCUUCAUUCUAAGGACCCAUUUAGGACAUUGAAUGUUAUUCAUCGUUUGAUUGAAUUUAAGCCUGAGUUUGUGCCUUCGUUGAUUAAUUAUAACCGUUUGAUCGAUCAGUUUUGCUCGGUCUCGCUGCCGAAUGUAGCGCAUAGGAUGUUGUACGACAUGAUUAACAGAGGGCACUGUCCAAGUAUUGUAAGUUAUACUACUUUGGUUAAUGGGUAUUGUAAAACUGGUGAAAUCUCUGAUGCUUAUAAGCUGUUCGAUGAAAUGCCUGAAUGGGGUGUUGUCCCUAAUUCGCUGUCUUAUAGCUUGUUGAUUCGUGGAGUUUUAAGAAAGAGAGACAUUGAACGUGGAAGAGAAUUGAUGCACGUGCUCUUUCAGAGAAUGAGAUAUGAAGAGGAUCAGUCUGUGAAUAGUGCCGCUUUUGCUAAUCUUGUUGAUUGUUUGUGUAGAGAAGGGCUUUUUAAUGAGGUUUUUAUGAUUGCCGAGGAAAUGCCACAAGGAAAUAGGGUGAAUGUGGACUUUGCUUAUGGGCAUUUGAUUGAUUCCCUUUGUAAGGUUGGGAGGAGCCAUGGUGCUUCCAGGGUUGUUUAUAUAAUGAGGAAAAAAGGGUUUACACCAAGUUUAGUGUCAUAUAAUUCAAUCAUACAUGGGCUUUGUAAGGAAGGGGGUUGCAUGAGAGCUUAUCAGUUGUUAGAGGAAGGGGUUGGAUUUGGUUACUUGCUGUCUGAGUAUACUUACAAGGUUCUGGUAGAAGCACUUUGUCAAGCAAUGGAUCUUGACAAGGCAAGGGAAGUUUUAAAAGUUAUGUUGAACAAGGAAGGGAUGGAUAGAACUAGGAUUUACAAUAUAUAUUUGAGAGCUCUUUGUCUCAUGAAUAAUCCAACUGAGCUUUUGAAUGUGCUUGUUUCUAUGCUACAAACUAAUUGUCAGCCUGAUGUGAUCACUCUUAACACAGUUAUUAAUGGGUUUUGCAAGAUGGGAAGGGUUGAAGAAGCUUUGAAGGUGCUAAAUGAUAUGAUGACGGGGAAAUUUUCUGCCCCUGAUGCUGUGACCUUCACUUCCAUCGUAAGUGGUUUAUUAGAUGUUGGAAGAAGUCAAGAAGCUCGCGAUUUAUUGCUUCAAAUGCUUGAAAAGGGUAUCACUCCUGGUGUUGUGACAUACAAUGCAAUUCUUCGUGGUUUGUUUAAACUUCAGUUAACAAGUGAGGCAAUGGCGGUUUUUGAUGAAAUGAUAACUGAUGGUGUAGCUGCCAAUAGUCAAACUUACAGUAUAAUAGUCGAGGGAUUAUGCGAGUCUGGCCAAAUAGAUGGGGCUAAGAAGUUCUGGGAUGAGGUUAUUUGGCCGUCAAAAAUCCAUGAUGAUUUUGUUUAUUCAGCCAUUCUCAAAGGACUUUCCCGCUCAGGCCAUUUGAAUGAGGCCAUACAUUUCCUUUAUGAAUUGGUAGAUUCUGGGGUCAGUCCUAAUAUUGUAUGCUAUAACAUUGUGAUUGACAGAGCUUGCAGCUUAGGUAUGAAAAGAGAAGCCUACCAAAUUGCAGGAGAAAUGCAAAAGAAUGGUUUGGCCCCUGAUGCGGUAACGUGGCGGACUCUUGAUAAAUUACAUGGACAAGUGAAGAAUUGAUUUAACAAUUAACAUACGAUUCAACUUGUCAGUGGGCAGAAGGCUUGUGGGUGAGGGGUGGAUUCAACAUCCGUGUAUGUGAAGCAUAUUCUGCAGAUACUGAAGGAAUGAAAAAAGUUCUUGUUAAGGAUUAUGUGUCCAAAAAGAACGGAUUUCCUGCUUUCUCUCGGCCAUGUAAAGGAAUCACAUACUGAAAUCUCUAAUGCCCCUAAAUUGGUCUUCACGACACCGUAAAAAGACAUGAUUCUUGGUGGAGAUCUGCUUUGGUCUGCAAAAAAGAGCAUUCUGGAGAAACUCUCAAUUUUUUGUCAGGAGAAAUGAUAACACAAUUUGUGGGAGAGAUUGUACAUAAAUGAGAAACAACAUGAUACAGCAGUCUGGUGAGGGUUUUAUAUAUAUAUAUCUUCAUUCUCAGGAAAUAAAGAGGCAAUCAAUUUGCAGUGGCUGGAAUUGACUUUUGUUGCGUUCAAGCUGCAGUCAAUCACCCCAGCUGGCUAUUAA
Molecule: messenger RNA, 2584 nt
Organism: Populus euphratica (Euphrates poplar)
Lineage: Eukaryota; Viridiplantae; Streptophyta; Magnoliopsida; Malpighiales; Salicaceae
Product: Pentatricopeptide repeat (PPR) superfamily protein
Exons: 1
Coding region: 68-2083 (671 amino acids)
Molecular function (GO): protein binding
Source: RefSeq, a predicted model, not a curated record